Messenger RNA from Triticum dicoccoides, 1872 nucleotides. RefSeq names its product basic proline-rich protein-like. The transcript is spliced from 6 exons. The record is from RefSeq and is a predicted model, not a curated record. Lineage: Eukaryota; Viridiplantae; Streptophyta; Magnoliopsida; Poales; Poaceae. Bases 1 to 666 code for a protein of 221 amino acids.
AUGCCUGUUGAACUAUUUGCUAUGUGCCUGUGUUAUUGGAAAAAACGUUUCGACCCAGAUCCAGCCCGCCGAGGCCCGAGUGCCGCCGCUCCCGUACGCCACCACCACCAGCGCCCGCAGAGCGCCCGACCCUCCUCCUCCCCGGCCUCCCUCGCGCAUCGUACGGCAAUCGGCGCCGGCGACUCCCAGGAGCUCAGCGCCAGCGCCAAUGCCCAGUCCUCGAGCUCACCCUGGAGGUUCGAACGCCGCCACGGGACCUCCACCUGCCAGAUCCGGCGCCUCCCUCCCGGACCCGCGCGCCCUCCACCUCCUCUACCCGAUCCGGCGCCGCCCAAUCCGCCGCGACCUCCACCAUGGCGCCCGUCGAGAUCCUGCGCAUCCUCUCCGUCGACGCGCCGUCGUCGCAUGAGGACUUGGACGCCUGGCUCGCUGACACCUCCCCCAAAUCCUACAGGAGGUUCAGAUGUAAUAAUGCAGGUGAAUUUGGGCUUGCCGAAAUAUAGGAGUGUGUUGUGUGCUGCAGCAGGUUUGGAUGCGGCAAUCAAGACCAUGGCUCGGCUUGGGGAGCAUCAAGCAUCGACUGAUGUGAGGAGGCCAAGGACAACAAAGCCUCAUGGGCCAGAGUAUUCAGGAGGACAUCAAUCCAUCCAAACCCAUGGUGUUUGAGGCAGCUUGAAAGAAGGUUUGCUGCAGGGAAGAGAUAGAAAGAGCGAAAUAGAGAAGGCAGGGGCGUGAUCUGUUGUAGUCUAAGAAGACCGUCGCAUGGAUUGAUUGGUUGGGAGGAGAACCGCAACAAGAUAUGCUGCUGAAAAAUCAACAUGGAGUUUGAGUCAGGUUGAUGCAGUGCAUUAACCUCGGCUGAUCUAUCUUGUUCUGAAUUCCACUGGUGGUAACUUCACUCGUAAGUUUUUGCUGCUCAGGUCUUUGACUUUUUUUUGCUGCUCAGAUAUUAGACUUGCGAUUGAAGAACCUGCUGAAGUAUUGAGUGGGCUACUUGUAGCGGAAGACGCAGCAAGCGAUUGAACCCCCACACUCGUAGCGUUGGACCGAUCAAUGAGUAGUUAUGUAGGUUCUUGGUACACUUGCUGCACCUACUGAAGCGUACAAUGGAUAACGACGAUCCAUUUGCAGCGACGGGUGCACAUCGUCGGUGGUCGCAUGGACAACUCCGGCGAUUGCCGCGGUGAUACCAUGCAGAGAGGUGUUAUGAAGAUCGUAGACUGUAUGAAGGAGGCGUACAUGACUAGCUGACUCCUUUUUCCGGUGGCUGUUCAGGUUUGAUCGGAUCAGGGUCAGCAGAUCGGCGGCGGCAUCCCACAGGAUAACUCGACGGGUGUGGCCAUCACAACGACAUCACGGUAUCGUUGGCCAACCUGUUACAUUAUUAAAAUCAGGUAUGUCCCACAAUCUUUUGCUGUGUCUGAUCUGCAUGCUGACGAACGGUGAAUGAUACCAUGACCAGGCGAGGAAGAGCGCGCCAAUGGAUUUUCCUACCCAGGACUUUGUACUGUACUAAUAUUCAGAAAAAUGUUUGUUUGUAUCUCUUUCAGGUCCGUGCUAGCUAUGUGCAAAAGGAUGAUGCCCAUAUGGACUAAAUUUCUCUCUUUUGUAGGUUAAAAAAAUGGUCUUCUAUGGGUUACAAACCAAUGCUUGCUUGCGUACACUCUGGUGCUCCAGUUAAAGAUGAAAAGUUAUAAUGUAAUGUGAUGAGUAACCAUCAGUUGGUGAAUAGAUUCUCUUAUGAAUACUACUAUAUCUCUCUCAUCUCUUAUAUUGAGUGAACGAACAAAGUGUACAAAUGAAGUCACGGUGAGCUGAGCAGAGCAGCUGGUGAUCAGAUGAUUUCGGGUCCCUGCUAGCUAUUUCUGAUUU